AACCACGCGCAUGCGCCUUACCGCUUCUUUUGGAGCAGCAAUGGCGUCCUCCUUAGCGGUGUGCAGGUUACACAUGAAAGGAAGGGGCAGCCUGGUGAAAUACCUACGGAAGGUCGAUUCAUAUCUACACAGGACUAUUGGAACAAAUGUGUUUAGUGCACAAGAAGAAAGGGAGGGAUGCAAAUCUUUUCAUGCUGCUCAGGCGGAAAGACAGGAACAGGCAGAGAGAUCUGUCCUCAUAAGCUGCCACACCAGAACUAAUGAGAAGAAGUUCCUCAAGUAUUUAUCAAUGCAUGGAGAUGUCAAUAAAUACUUCUUUUAUGAAAGCUACGGUAUACUGUAUGCUGUGGUGGAAUUUGCCAACCGGGAAAGUCUGCCCUCAUUAUUUGAGGAGGCUGCCAUCCCCAUCGUCAGCCACGAGCCCAUGGUGCCUUUUAAAUCAAGACUACUGUCGCUGAGACACGUUGGCUCAGCGGACCCCCCUAACCAGCAAUCGGGUCAAAGGUGCCAAUCACAAACGACCAUCCCCAUCAACGAGCUCAUACAGAGACUGUCCAAAGAGGAAAGUAUAGAGCAACAGAUGACCUCUCUAACAGAUGUCUAUCAGGUAACUGAGGAGAACAGCCGUCUUCGUUUCCUCGUCUGCUCUCUGCUCAAGGACAUCGCUGCUGCUUAUUUCCCAGAAUGCACCAUCAAGCCGUUUGGCUCGUCAGUGAAUGGCUUUGGAAAGCUAGGAUGUGACCUGGACAUGUUUCUGGACUUGGAUGGCAUCAGUGGGAGAAAUGCAAAGAUGCCCAAGUCCGGCUUCUUGCUGGAGUACCAGAUGAAGCAGACCAACUCUGAGCGGGCUGUCACCCAGAGUAUCCUUUCGGUCAUCGGGGACUGCGUGGACCAGUUUGGGCCUGGUUGCGUUGGGGUGCAGAAGAUUCUCAACGCGCGCUGCCCCCUGGUCCGUUUCGCCCACCAGCCCUCUGGUUUUCAGUGUGACCUCACGGCCAACAACAGGGUGGCGAUGAAGAGCACAGAGCUGCUCUACCUAUACGGAGAGCUGGAUCCGCGCGUGCGUCAUCUGGUAUUCACCGUGCGCUGUUGGGCCCGAGCUCACGGUAUCACCAGCAGCAUCCCCGGGGCCUGGAUCACCAACUUCUCCCUCACUGUCAUGGUGCUGUUCUUCCUGCAGGGCAGGAGCCCUUCUGUCAUUCCUACGCUGGACCACCUCAGGGACCUUGCAGGUCCUGCAGACAAGAGCUUCAUUGAGGGAAACGACUGCACGUUUGUCAACGACUUUGGGAAGAUCCACCUGCAGAACAACUCCGAAACACUGGAGAAACUGCUGUGUGAAUUCUUUGAGUUCUACGCCACCUUUCCAUUCAACAAGAUGUCAAUAAGUAUCCGACAAGGAAAAGAGCUGAACAAGCCAGAGGUGGCCCCGCUGCACAUCCAGAACCCGUUCGAAACAACCCUAAACGUCAGCAAGAAUGUCAACGCCACACAGCUGGACCGCUUUGUGGCGUUGUGUAAGGAGAGCUCCUGGAUCCUCCAGAAGACUGAAGCCAGCAAACCAGGAAGUUGCAAUGGGGAAAAGGCCGUCGCCCCGUGGGGACUCGCUAGCCUCCUCGUGCCCUUGCAGGUUGCAGUUACCAAAGGCCGCAAGAAAAGGAGACCGGAGCCGGCCAGUGAGCGGAUCAAGAGCUUGCUAGCAUCCUUGAAGAAUCCUAAUCAACAGAAGAAAAGCUAAGACUCCUGCGAGAUCUCAGCAAUUAGGCUGCAUCCUCUCACUCUCAGUUGAACUCAUGGUGUUAUGUUGGGGCCUUCCCAAGGAGCAGUCUCUGCUGGUAAAUGUAUCUGCUGGAAUAUAGUUCCAACCAUGGUGUGUGCAUAUGUUUGGGACCUGGAGUAAUGGAUUAUUGUGUACUUUAUUAAGGACUUGCUACUCUGUUGUAAUUAAAAACACUCGACUCCUUCCUGUGGCUCUUAAGAAGCUCAGACUGAGACUGUCGCAUGUUAAUGUUUCAAGAUAUGUUUAGCAAGCAAGCCAGUUUCCAUCUGCUGUCCUCGGCCAGAUGUUUUAAGGCAGUGUUUCCCAACUGGUGGGUCCCGACCCACUAGUGGGUCGCGGACCCGUUUGUAGUGGGUCAACUUUGUAUGUGAAAAGAUACAUACAAAGUCUUGAUUUAUUUUCGAGAUUAACCCUCCUGUGACCUUCAAAUU
Pungitius pungitius (ninespine stickleback) is the source of this 2211-nucleotide messenger RNA. It is a transcript of the gene mtpap, whose product is annotated as mitochondrial poly(A) polymerase. NCBI's taxonomy places the organism in Eukaryota, Metazoa, Chordata, Actinopteri, Perciformes, Gasterosteidae. Gene Ontology annotation, cellular component: mitochondrion. The coding region runs from base 11 to 1738 and encodes 575 amino acids. The transcript has 9 exons. The record is from RefSeq and is a predicted model, not a curated record. Gene Ontology annotation, molecular function: poly(A) RNA polymerase activity.